This is a messenger RNA of Chelmon rostratus (copperband butterflyfish), 4136 nucleotides long. It is a transcript of the gene ppfibp1b, whose product is annotated as PPFIA binding protein 1b. Lineage: Eukaryota; Metazoa; Chordata; Actinopteri; Chaetodontiformes; Chaetodontidae. Gene Ontology annotation, molecular function: protein binding. The transcript has 27 exons. Gene Ontology annotation, cellular component: presynaptic active zone. Bases 157 to 3048 code for a protein of 963 amino acids. The record is from RefSeq and is a predicted model, not a curated record. Gene Ontology annotation, biological process: neuromuscular junction development.
CGUAGCGUCGUGGACGGACGGUCGGGGGUAGCACUGGUGGGCUCGGAGAAGUUCAGAAAACGAGCAUUGUGGACUAUUUGUAAAUAGCAGAGGGGGGGAAAUAACAGAAAUCCCGAAAUCUCUUCGAACUUAAUUUCGAUUUAUCAGUGACUGAAGAUGAUGUCUGAUGCGAGCGACAUGUUGGCAGCUGCUCUGGAGCAGAUGGAUGGCAUUAUAGCAGGCUCCAAGGCUCUGGACUACUCCAACGGGCUGUUUGACUGCCAGUCGCCCACCUCUCCAUUCAUGGGCAGCCUGAGGGCACUUCACCUUUUGGAAGACCUGAGGAGCGUCCUUGAGUUGAUGGACACAGAGGAAAGGGAGAGCCUACGCUGCCAGAUCCCUGAGUCCACAGCUGACAGCCUGGUCGAGUGGCUCCAUGGUCACCUGUCCAAUGGGCACAUCUCGCUGGGUGGGGGUGACCACUACCAGGAAAGGCUUUCCCGCCUAGAGAGUGAUAAGGAGUCUCUGGUUCUUCAGGUGAGUGUGCUGACAGACCAAGUGGAGGCUCAGGGAGAGAAGAUUCGAGACCUGGAUUUGUGUUUGGACGAGCACCGGGAGAAACUCAACGCCACUGAGGACAUGCUGCAACAGGAGCUUCUCUGCAGAACUGCGCUGGAGACCCAGAAGUUAGAACUGAUGUCUGAAGUGUCCAACCUAAAGCUGAAACUGAAUACUAUGGAUAAGGACAGACUUGACUUUGACAGAUUCAGGGACAGUGAGGAUUUGAUGCUUGAAAUUAAUGAACUGCGGUACAGACUGACAGAGCUGGAGAGUGAAAAACUACAGUAUGAAAAGAAACUUAAAUCCACAAAGGAGGAGCUAGCUAUACUGAGGAGGCAGCUUGAGGGCAAAGACGGAGAGAUGAGGAGACUGCAGGAUGAGACAGGCUUCAAAGCCAUCGCCUCAAGCAGUGCGGAUCCCACAGAGAGAGUUUCUCAUCCAGAUGAAACUCUUAGAAAGAGGCUGAAAGAAAAACAUGUGGAAGUGCAGAGAAUGAAAAAGGCAGUUGAAUCAUUGAUGGCAGCUAAUGAAGAGAAGGAUCGUAAGAUUGAAGAACUGAAGCAGUCGCUGCUGCGGUAUAAGAAGGUUCAAGACAUGGUGAUGUCAGUACAAGGGAAGAAAGAGAAAACCAAAGACAAUGAACAUGUUGAGAGUCAUGGUGAUGGAUCCGUUGCAUUCUUGUCAAUCAACUCGUCACCUGUGGAGUCAGAAAAUUGUGAAGUGACUGAUGUUGAACAACUAAGAAGGAAGAGCCCAGAUGAGUUGGAGAUCCUCAAUGGACUGAGUGAAGAGCCUUCACCCACACCCAGCCCUCCAGAUCCAGAACAAGUGUCACCGUCUGCACCAACAGAUUUAGAAAGCAGCCCAGAUACCACAAAGACUGGCAGCCAGGACCAGCUGGAUAGGAGCAAUAACGAAAAGAAUACAAGUGAAGAGAUCAGUAAGAUCAGCGAAAAGCCGCCCAUGAGUCCCUCUGCCACCUUGCCGGCCACCACGGAGGACGACAGCUUUGGGUCAAGAAAGGCUCGGUCAUCUUUUGGAAAGGGCUUUUUCAAGAUCCGUGGGGGCAAGAAGACGGCUAGUACCCCUAAUCUUGAUCGCAGCCGGAGUGCGAGUGCACCUAUGCUAGCUGAAACGGAGCGACAGGGCACUGACCAUCUGGAUCUGGCCGGGCUGCCACAGAGGUCGGCAAACAGCGACAGCACCCACACACUCCCUACGACCCCAGAGAGCAAGAAAAAAUCCAAAGGAAUAAAGAAACUCUUUGGGAAGCUAAAAAGGAGUCAGUCUACCACAUUUAACCUAGAUGACAACUUACCAGAGGGUGAGUUCAAGAGGGGUGGAGUGCGAGCCACAGCAGGACCCAGACUGGGUUGGUCUCGUGACCUCCAGAGAGUCAACAAUGAUGUUGAUGCUCCAUUUGCACGCUGGUCAAAAGAUCAGGUGUGUGACUGGCUGCAGGAGCAGGGUCUCGGCCUUUAUGUGAACAUGGCCCGCGUGUGGAUCUCCUCUGGGCAGACGCUGCUACAGGCCUCACAACAGGACCUGGAGAGGGAGCUGGGAAUAAAACACCCACUGCACAGAAAGAAGCUGCAGCUGGCUCUGCAGGCCCUCGGCUCCGAGGAGGAGGACAAUAAGGGAAAGCUAGACUACAACUGGGUGACGAGAUGGCUGGAUGAUAUCGGCCUCCCUCAGUAUAAGACCCAGUUUGAUGAGGGGAGGGUGGACGGUCGCAUGCUGCACUACAUGACAGUGGAUGACCUGCUUUCUCUGAAAGUGGGGAGUGUCCUACAUCACCUCAGUAUCAAGAGAGCUAUCCAAGUUCUCCGACUCAACAGCUAUGAGCCUAACUGCUUACGUCGUAGGCCAUCUGACGAGAACAAUAUUUCUCCAGCAGAGAUUUCCCAGUGGACCAACCAUCGGGUGAUGGAGUGGCUGCGGUCUGUGGACCUCGCUGAAUACGCUCCCAACCUGAGAGGCAGCGGUGUGCAUGGAGGCCUGAUGGUACUGGAGCCACGGUUCAAUGUGGAGACCAUGGCUUUGCUGCUGAACAUCCCCCCCAACAAGACACUGCUGCGCCGCCACCUUGCCACACAUUUCAACCUGCUCAUAGGCUCAGAAGCCCAGCAGCUCAAACAGGAGUGUCUUGAAAACCCAGACUACACUCUGCUUACUGCCACCACCAAGGUCAAGCCAAGGAAACUGUCAUUUGGUAACUUUGGCAGUCUGAGGAAGAAAAAGCAGGAGGAGAGCGAGGAGUACGUGUGUCCGAUGGAUGUGGAGAUGCCAAAGGGGCGAAGCUUUCAGAAAGGCUUCGAGCUCCAAAUCUACGAGGACGACCUUGACAGGCUGGAACAGAUGGAGGACUCUGAGGGAACUGUGAGGCAGAUCGGAGCUUUCUCUGAGGGAAUUCAAAACCUAACGAGCAUGCUGAAAGAUGACGACUUCUUCAAAGAGUCUUCAAACUCACCAAACCCCAGCGUAACAGAUGAGGACUCCAAUGCAUGAGACUGUCAGGGCCAUGAGACCUGAUGCUGCUGUGAAUGAAACUCUGUGCCAACCGUCUCCACUCGCACACAGACUGGUCUCAACAAAGUCCAAGAUUGCGCCCUCAUUUGUUUUUAGUGUUGCAUUCGAAGAUGAGCCAAAAAGUAUUAGUGUCUUUCUUUUUUCAAUUUCAAGCGAUAUUGUUGAGAAAGUCUGCAGUCCAGUAGCCACUAUUACCCCUGAACUUUGUCUCCAUUACUCUGGUCUGAUGGAACAUUGAGGGCAACACCACUGCUUGCCUGCCAGCUGGUUUCUGGACAUAUUUUGUACUGGGUUGUGUAGUGGCACUUUUGAUAUCAAGUGUCAACCAGCAGAAAAAAGACAUCUAAAAUAUGCCAAUAUAGAUUUUAAUAUAUGUCUUUUAAAUUGCCUUCUGACUGUAGAACUAUUGGAAAAAAAAGAGAGACGGAUUCAUUCAGAAGUAAUAUGCUGAGAAGAGUUUCCCAUUUUUAGAAGUUAAUGUAAAGUAGUAACUCUAGCUGCUAUGUUUUCUACAGAACUAAACUUGCUAAUUAAAUGGAAAUUGUCAUACAGUAUAUGUUAUCCUACGCUGAACAUUUUACAGGUUUUCACCCACCAAUAAUAUUCUACAUGCAUUUGCACCAAUACAUAUCACACAGUACAAAGGCUAAAGAAUAUCAUAGCAUGGUAUUGCAAUUCAACACAUUAAUAUAAGAGCUUGUUGUUUAUUUUAUUUUUCCUAUAAAUUGAUUUUUAAUGCAACCGUGUUGGCUGACAAGAGUUAUUUUUGGAAAAGCUUAUUCAGAUUUGUGAGAUAAGAUACCUGAGAAGACAGAUUUUGUUGUUUUUGUUUUUGUUUUUUUUUUUACUUUUGUCCAUUUCUAAGAUCAAUAAACUAAUGUAAAUCAGUUUGAAUUUUCCUCUAAAGGACACAGUUGAGUCUUUAACACCACCUGAAGACAGAGGAGAUGAUGGGAAAGUUGCUGAUUUUGCUGAGCAAUGAUGAAAAGAAAACUACAUGUGCUCUAAAAAUAUGUAAAUUUAAAGUGUAUAAUUGUGAAUUCUUCACUGGAGAUAUAGGCAAUAAA